AUGGCGAUAUUGGCGGAAUAAUAAUUAGUCGCGUUUCUCUCAAUGCGCGAGAAAAACGUACUGAAUUAAUAAUAAAAAAAAGCGCCAUUAACGAAAAAAAUUGAUAAACCCGACACUAUUUAAUUUUUAAAGAGAAGAUAAUUACGAGACAUGGUAAAUGUUACAAAAGGCAUUUUAGUCGAAUGUGAUGCAGCUAUGAAACAGUUUCUUCUACAUUUGGACGAAACAUCUGCACUGGGAAGAAAGUUUAUAAUUCAAGAUCUGGAUGAAAGACACCUAUUCAUAUCUGCUGAUAUAUUAGAGACUUUGCAAGCAAAAGUAGAUGAUCUUAUGGAUCAGAUAUCAUUCACAUUGGCCGAAAAAUAAAUGUAAACAGAAAAAAAAAA
Molecule: messenger RNA, 386 nt
Organism: Cataglyphis hispanica
Lineage: Eukaryota; Metazoa; Arthropoda; Insecta; Hymenoptera; Formicidae
Gene: Tfb5
Product: general transcription factor IIH subunit 5
Exons: 2
Coding region: 151-366 (71 amino acids)
Biological process (GO): transcription by RNA polymerase II; nucleotide-excision repair, preincision complex assembly; nucleotide-excision repair
Cellular component (GO): transcription factor TFIIH core complex; transcription factor TFIIH holo complex
Source: RefSeq, a predicted model, not a curated record